CGAGUGGGGUAAUGGGCCGGUGGUAUAAAAAGACCAGCGGUGGGACAGGUAGUCCCAAAGCACGCAGGUGAAACAGCCAGGUGUGUCAAACAGGUAACGGCGGAGAUGGAGAGGAUGGGGGAAGACGCUACCGAAGCAGAACACCGGUCCAAGACGGAGCAAGAUCUUGGAGAGACUCCUGAAGAAACGUCGCCGCCUGCAAACUUCGAGAACAGGGAAGAAGACUCGGGUGCCCGGCCGUUGCCCCCUCCCGUGCGGCGUUACCGUACGGCCUUCAGUAGAGAGCAGACAGCGCGGCUGGAGAAGGAGUUCCAUCGGGACAACUACCUGUCGCGCCCGAGGAGAUGUGAGCUGGCGGCCGCUCUUAAUCUACCCGAGACGACUAUCAAGGUGUGGUUCCAGAACCGGCGGAUGAAAGAGAAGAGACAGCGGAUGGCGUCCUGGCCUCACCUGGCGGACCCCGCCAUGUCUCACCUGUGGUUUGGCGGGAAACAGCCCGGCCUCGCCCCCCACCCCGGCUUCAGACUACCCCCUAAACCCACCCCGUACCCUUCCCCCUUCCGAAGUCCGUUAGAAACGAUGCUGGGCAGUCCGUACUUCCGUUUCCCUACACCUGCUGAGAUGCUGUUCCAUGCCAGUAGACACGCCCCUCUCUACCCGGACCCUGCCCUCCCCUUCACCGACACAUAUGGACUCUUCCGCGAUCACCCUCUCUUGUCGUCUUCACUGCCUACCAUGAGAGCGGACUUUCCCAAACUGGACGGUUUCACUGCGGCAGAGGGGUUCUCACUCUUCCAGAAAGCCAAGCAAGCAGAACAGAAGGACAUGCCGAGGUGAACACCUGUUUGAAGGGUUUUGGACCCAUAUACAAAACGUGUAUCACAAGAUGUUGUAUUCUAUAAAGCUGGGCGCCUCUAUCGUUGAACAUGUAUUACAAGUAAAAGUUGUACGUACUAGUAUGGCCCCUGUCAUACAUUCAGGAUCUUCCAAAGACUUUGCUCUGGACCACUCCCUUAAAAAAGUUGGCGUUAGGGUGGAAGUAGCCUAGAAACAGUCUUAUUCUAUAGCUCAAAUUCGCUCCUUUGAUAGUAGACAGGCAGAAUAUGCCUUUCGCUAUUUUGAUUUUUCAAAAUAAGCAGUCGGUUGGUAUAUUAAGAUGGUAUCUCCCUGCACUUGGGGCACCGGUGCGGAACUGCGGGGUUCGUAGAUGACUCAACGGAUUUCGGAGAUAGAAAAAGAUUCUGACGUUGUGUGUAUUUUGUUGUCUUCUAAGUCACACCUUUACGUAUUACGCAAUAUCUAAAUCAUAAAAACGGCGAAAAUAACAAAAUAGUACCGCAGUGUACCAACCCAGCAGUGCCGCACAGGUGGCCCAAGUGCAGUGAGAUACCACCUUAAGUAGGCAAGCUCGCCAGCCAACUCAAAACCAAGGAUGAGUUUGCUCACGACUAUCUCCAAACUAUGGUGGAGGGCCCCUGGACUACAAUGUCUGACAAUGACUAACGUUCAGUGUUCUGUUAUCAAGGCACCGUGAUUGUUGCAAGUCUCGACAAAUGCUGAAGUAAAGAAAGACCUACAAUGUGUAUUCAGCAUGCAAACGUCACAAAUUGAUACACUAGGGUGACUGACAAAAACGUCAUUUCGGCGUUUAUGUAUGAUCGUAUAAUGUGCAGAAAAUUAAUCAAAAAAGGGGCAUGAAAAAGUGAGAGAAAAAUAACAGGUGACAAUGAAUAUGCAUUCCUUUCUACAUUGUCUGCCGUCUUGAAUGUUGUCUUUAAAGAUAGAAAUUAAACAUUGAGAAAGGAUUCAAAGAAAACUAAAACCUAAAAGGUAAGAAAAACGAAAAUGAGAUUAAGAAAGAAAGAAAGAGACAGGUCCGUUGAGUUGCGUAAAUGACGAUGGUGGACUGAUAAAGAAGAUGGGAUUCUAGAGUGCAACAAGCAAUAUCAUAGUCCAUGUCGAAGAUGUAUAUAGAUAUAUAACUGUAUACCGUUUUAGGUGGUUUUCACAUGUAAAGUAAUGCUUUUAUGUUUAAAGUAUACACAAGCUAACGAAUAAAGGUUUAACUGUCAAAAUAUCCCUUGCGUUUUUUCUCAAAAGUACACAGUAAAGAUGAUGGUA
Molecule: messenger RNA, 2121 nt
Organism: Branchiostoma floridae (Florida lancelet)
Lineage: Eukaryota; Metazoa; Chordata; Leptocardii; Amphioxiformes; Branchiostomatidae
Product: homeobox even-skipped homolog protein 1-like
Exons: 3
Coding region: 106-837 (243 amino acids)
Biological process (GO): regulation of transcription by RNA polymerase II
Cellular component (GO): nucleus
Molecular function (GO): DNA-binding transcription factor activity, RNA polymerase II-specific; RNA polymerase II cis-regulatory region sequence-specific DNA binding
Source: RefSeq, a predicted model, not a curated record